AUGAGUCUCUGGCGCCCCGUAGGCUUCGACGAAGAAUACAGAGAAUCCGCGCAAGCGAGCUCCAUGAUCCCAUACCUCUACGAACAGAUCCGCCUGUCGCGCAUCAUCGAGAGAAUGAUGUCGACGCUCUUCUCUCCGCGCUCCAACCUAGACGACCUCGGUCGACGAGUCUGCUUCGAUAAUCUAAACCUAGACCUCAACCGGUGGCGCGAAUCGCUGCCCGAUUUUGCAAAAUGGCAAAAAUGGGGUGGAUCGUCAUCGAAGACAAUACCAGGAGUAUUGGCGUUGCACCUCCAAUUCCACAGUGUUCGCAUCGCCUUGAACUAUGAUCAGGCCACUGUAUCCCGGGGAAGUGACGCGGACGAAAAGCCGCAGUCUUAUUGCGUCACAUCCGCGCAGCACAUCAUUUCCCUGGUACGCACCUAUCGAAGUCAGUAUGGGCUUCAACAUGCACCACUCGUGUUUGUAUACGGCGCUGUCCAAGCGAGCCGCUCAGCCAAGGCAUUUAACAUCACAGAAGAGAGCCAGUAUCUGAUCCAGAUCCUGGGAGAACUAUCAUCGGCUUGGAGCCUGUCAAGAGAAGUCAUGGCCAAAGUAUUGGACUGCUAA
Molecule: messenger RNA, 609 nt
Organism: Colletotrichum tamarilloi
Lineage: Eukaryota; Fungi; Ascomycota; Sordariomycetes; Glomerellales; Glomerellaceae
Exons: 2
Coding region: 1-609 (202 amino acids)
Source: RefSeq, a predicted model, not a curated record